CUGUGAACGGGGUUUGCCUAGUCAAGAGCUGCAAUGUCUGGUCGAGGGAAACAAGGCGGCAAAGUGAGGGCUAAGGCAAAGUCCUGGUCAUCUCGGGCCGGCUUGCAGUUCCCGGUAGGCCGCGUUCAUCGGCUUCUCCGGAAGGGUAAUUAUGCUGAGCGAGUUGGUGCUGGAGCCCCUGUGUAUAUGGCUGCUGUCUUAGAGUAUCUGACUGCUGAGAUUCUCGAGUUGGCUGGCAACGCUGCGCGCGAUAACAAGAAAACCAGGAUCAUCCCCCGCCAUUUGCAGCUCGCCAUCCGUAACAACGAGGAGCUCAACAAACUACUGGGGAAAGUCACUAUUGCUCAAGGGGGUGUUCUGCCUAAUAUCCAGGCCGUGCUACUCAUAGACUCAUAG
Gopherus flavomarginatus (Mexican gopher tortoise) is the source of this 396-nucleotide messenger RNA. Its product is annotated as histone H2A.J-like. Gene Ontology annotation, cellular component: nucleosome. The transcript has a single exon. Gene Ontology annotation, molecular function: DNA binding; structural constituent of chromatin; protein heterodimerization activity. Bases 34 to 396 code for a protein of 120 amino acids. The record is from RefSeq and is a predicted model, not a curated record. NCBI's taxonomy places the organism in Eukaryota, Metazoa, Chordata, Testudines, Testudinidae.